Molecule: messenger RNA, 3418 nt
Organism: Cavia porcellus (domestic guinea pig)
Lineage: Eukaryota; Metazoa; Chordata; Mammalia; Rodentia; Caviidae
Gene: Stk32b
Product: serine/threonine kinase 32B
Exons: 12
Coding region: 329-1573 (414 amino acids)
Biological process (GO): protein phosphorylation
Molecular function (GO): protein kinase activity; ATP binding
Source: RefSeq, a predicted model, not a curated record
GCCUCCUCCACCUUCUCCCGCCCGCUGCAGCUCGCCAGCCGCGCAGCGAGGUGGCCCCGGCGCGGGGAGUCCCGGGCUCCCCAGCCUACACAGGCGCGGGGUGCUGCCGCCCUGAGGGCGCGGCUGAGGGCGCCCGCAGUAGGGGGCGUCCGGAGAAGGGGGCGCGGCGGCGCCGUCCCCGCCCCUGCGUGGCUCUCGGCCCCUCCGGCUCCGCGACUUGGACCUGAGCUGGGCUCAGCGCCUCGCGCUCCCUGCGCGCGUCCCGCCCCCCGCAGCCCCACGGCCGGGCAUGUAGCAGCGGCUGCAGCUGCGGGCUCCGCGGCAGAAUAUGGGCGGGAACCACUCCCACAAGCCCCCAGUGUUUGACGAGAAUGAGGAAGUCAACUUUGACCAUUUUCAGAUUCUGCGGGCCAUUGGUAAAGGCAGUUUUGGAAAGGUGUGCAUCGUGCAGAAGCGCGACACGAAGAAGAUGUACGCCAUGAAGUACAUGAACAAGCAGAAGUGCAUCGAGCGCGACGAGGUGCGGAACGUGUUCCGGGAGCUGCAGAUCAUGCAGGGGCUGGAGCACCCGUUCCUGGUCAACCUGUGGUACUCCUUCCAGGACGAAGAGGACAUGUUCAUGGUGGUGGACCUGCUGCUGGGUGGCGACCUUCGCUACCACCUGCAGCAGAAUGUGCACUUCACAGAGGGCACGGUGAAGCUCUACAUCUGCGAGCUGGCGCUGGCCCUGGAGUAUCUGCAGAGGUGCCACAUCAUCCACAGAGACAUCAAGCCAGACAACAUCCUGCUGGACGAGCAUGGACAUGUUCACAUCACGGACUUCAACAUAGCAACUGUUGUCAGAGGAGCAGAAAAGGCAUCCUCCAUGGCCGGGACCAAGCCCUACAUGGCUCCAGAAGUCUUCCAGGUGUACGUGGACGGAAGCCCUGGGUACUCGUACCCCGUCGACUGGUGGUCCCUAGGCAUCACAGCCUAUGAGCUGCUGCGGGGCUGGAGGCCCUAUGAGAUCCACUCAUCCACGCCCAUCGACGAGAUCCUCAACACGAUCAAGGUGGAGCGCGUUCACUACUCCUCUGCAUGGUGCCCUGGCAUGGUGGCCCUGCUGAAGAAGCUCCUAACCAAGGACCCCGAGAGCCGCCUGUCCAGCCUCAGCAACAUUCAGAGUGCACCCUACUUGGCCAACAUGAACUGGGAUGCCGUGUUUGAGAAGGCACUGAUGCCCGGCUUUGUGCCCAAUAAAGGGAGACUGAACUGUGACCCCACAUUUGAACUUGAGGAGAUGAUUCUCGAAUCCAAGCCACUUCACAAAAAGAAGAAGAGGUUGGCAAAGCACAGGUCCAAAGACAGCUCGAAGGACACCUGCUCCCUGAAUGGGCACCUGCAGCAGUGUCUGGAGACGGUGCGGAAGGAAUUCAUCAUCUUCAACAGAGAGAAGCUCAGGAGGCAUCAGGGGCAAGGCGGCCAGAUCCUGGACCCUGAAGGCCGACCAGGGAGCCAGGCCCAGAGCAAGCUCCAGGAUGGCUGCAACAACAACAUCCUGACCAACACCUGCCCCCAGGGCUGUAGCAGUUAACCCUGCACCUGCAGCUGCCCAUGGGACAGCAGGGCUCUCUGCCCUGCCUCCCCAGAGCCCUUCUCUAUGCUAUGAUGGUCCCCAUCUCGUCCCUGAAAACCAGAAAGAGCCCUGGACUUGGAGCUGGGAAGCCUGGUUCUGGCUAAUUUGCUCUGUGACCUCAGACACAUCCUAUCUGUGCCUCGGUUUUCUGCCUCUGCCAAGGAAGUUAAGCAGCUCCUUCCCCACCUCCAGGUACAAAUUUAUUGUGAGAAUCCAGUUGAAUAGCAGAUAUGCAAACUCUUGGGCAUUUAUAAAAUUGUUUAUACUUGGAAAAUAGAAUCCUAAUAUUUGGAGUGCACUCCCGUUCCCCGACACACUUUGCAGUGUGGCCCAACCUAGCUGGCUAGAUGGUACUUGGGAAAUCUACAGCCCCACGGGCAUCUUAACUAUUUCACAUGUCUGUCCUGCUCCAAAUCCUGGAGCCACCCCGGGAUGGCUUCAUUUGUAUUCUCUGCAGGCCACAGACUCUGACCUUGCAGAACCAUGCAGCACACAGAACAGCUGGGCCCUGAGGUCUUGGUACUGAGGAACGCUCCUCCCCAGAUCCCUGAGGAUGCCCCACCUUGGAAUGUCAGCAGCCUCCCAGACCUGUGCCCCGGUGCUAGGCUGGCACAAAAGUGCCCUUUCAGAUGAUAGCUUACUGGUCCUCGGUUACACCACUGUGUUCCCAUGUUCCCAAAAGCCUAGCCCUGCAACAGAACCCCUUCCAGGACAGCAAGGGUCUAGACAACAUGAAGGGCAACCAAGGGACCCGACGGGCACUGAUAAGAGGGGCUUGCUCUUAGUAACUUAGAGACCAUGGGCGUUUAGAAGGUCUGUUCUGGAAGGAAAGUGGCUUUACUCAAAGGCCAGCUACUUUAUCAUGAGGUCAGGACAGCUUGCUCUCAAACAGGGAGAUGCUGAAGCUUAAAUGGUAAAGCAGGGCUCUGUGGUCAAACUCAUGCAGAAUCCAGCCCUACUGAUCUGCUGGAAGCCCGUAGGCAAGUCACAAGAUCAUGUAGCCAUCGGGUAACUUAUUUUAAAAUAGGGAUACAACUGGGGCCUGGGCACAGUGGCACUACCUGUAAGCCCAGCCCUUGAGAGGCUUAGGCAGGAGGAUUGUGAGUUUCAGACUAGCCUGGGCAACUUAAUGAGACUCUCACAAUAAAAAGAAAAAUCAGUCAAACGGGGUUCCCCAAGAUUCUGUACGUAGCACACUCAGAAGGGCAAAUGGCUCCAUUCCUCGCUGGCAUCUUCAUCCUCACCUUCACUGUUUGGAGACCCCCUUUCCCAGAUUUGCCAUGAUGGUUUUUGUGUAAACAAGCCUCAUUCCUGUUUCAGGUCCUUCUCAUAUUUCUCCCUCAGGCACUGAUGUCUGUCCAUCCCUGUUGAGUUUCACUGUGUUUUUACUUUUUAUCCAGUUUCGGUUUCCUACUUUUUAACAUGAAAACUCAGCCCUCAGGACUGUCUGUGUCCUCCCUUAGAUUCCUUAAGACAUUUUAAUGCAGGAUACAGUUUAAAAAGCGCUCCUUGUUCCCCCUUCUCACUGGGGCUGUUUCUGGGUUGUGUUGACCACAUCUGGCUGUGUCCUCUGCCCUUUUUGGUCUCCUGUCCCCACGGGCACUGUGCUGCCCACUGUGGCACUGACGGGGCUGCUCCUCUCUUCACUGUGACCUGGAAGUGUGCAGACCUCGUGCUGGCGAGCUGGUGACCUGGUGAGCUGGUGAGGGGGCCAGAGCCGGAAGCAGCCCUGCAGACUCCAGGUUUCCUUACUCUGUUCAUGUGGUGUUUCUUGUUCAGAAUAAACUAUUUCUCGGACCUUUC